GUUCUGUGGGUCUAUGCUUUUAACCUCUCAUCAUACGGAUAUAAACAACGUAAAAAUCAUCGUUUUCAACAAAAUGAAAGGAUUUUAUUUCCAGGAAAAGCGUAUAACCAGUAUUGAAGAACUUUAAAUUAAAUAGAGUGUUUACCGAUUUUAUAAUUCAUCAUUUAAAUCCAGAUCUACACCUACCAAAAAUAGAUAUGGGUGAACAUUGUAUUGUUAUUGAAGAUGCUGAUGAAGCGAAGUUGGAAGAAAAACCAGGGAUCAUAGACAUAUGCGAACACUUCAUAGAUGAAGAAGGAGUUUACGAUAGAGAAGAAUUUAUAAUAAAGAACGAAGGAAGUUGCACGAAUUCCUCAGGUGUAGAAGUUGAUGCAAAUCAGUCAACUGCCUUUUUCAACAAAAAAAUCUCUCAAGUAUUUGAUCCCACGACCAUCAAAUCUGAACCGGUUCACUUGGACCAGUGUGAAUUUCCUAAAUGUCACUUGGUUGAUACAGGGAAAGAAAAAUAUCUCGAUAAAUCCACACAGUAUGAUCAUAAUGAUCAUACCUACUGUCGCAAAUAUGACGAGAAAUGUCAUGUCAAAUCAGAAAUCUUAGAAUUUGUCGAACAAUUUAUAGACAAUGAAGGAGUUCAUGACAGAGAAGAAUAUAUAAUUGAGAAUGAAAUAAUGAACUCAAAUUCCCUACUUAUUGAAGACAAUUCAAAUCAAUCACCUGCCUCUUUUAACGAAGAAAUGCCUCUAGUAUUAGACCCAACAGGCAUAAAAUCUGAUAUGUUUAACUUAGGAGUUGUGGACACUUGUGAACAAUUUAUAGACGAAGAAGGUGUUCACGAUAGAGAAGAAUAUAUAAUUGAGAAUGAAAAAAUUAACCCAAACUCCCUAAUUAGAGAAGGUGAUGCAAAUGAAUCACCUGCCCUUUUUACCAAAGAAACGCCUCAAAUAUUUGAUCUAGAGAAUGAAGAAGCACUUCCUGUGACUAUCAACAAUCAAGAGUGUCAUAUGUGUGAUUUCGAGACCAAUGAUGAAAAAGACCUUGCGUUACAUAUCAAAUCUGUUCAUUCGAAUAUCAAGUGUCAUUUAUGUGAGUAUGUUACUAGCAGAAAAAGGGACUUUCUAAUGCAUGUCGAGCGUGUUCAUCUGGAUAGGAAGAAACAAGAAUGUUACAUUUCUGGAUAUGCUGCACAUUUGAAAACUAAGGAACACAAGUGUCACUUAUGUAAAUAUACUGGGAGUGCUAAAUGGGCCCUUGAGAGACAUAUAAAAUCAGUUCAUUUGAAAAUUAAGAAACACAAGUGCAAUUUAUGUGAAUAUGCUGCGAGUGAAAAAAAUGAUCUUGAAAGACAUAUAAAAUCAGUUCAUUUGAAAACUAAGGAAUACAAGUGUCACUUAUGUGAAUAUGCUUCAAGUGAAAAAAAUGCUGUUGAAAAACAUAUAAAAUCGGUUCAUUUGAAAAUUAAGGAACACAAAUGUCACUUAUGUGAAUUUGCUACGAGUGCAAAACAGACACUUGAUAGUCACGUGAAAUCUGUUCAUUUGAAAAUUAAGACGCACAGGUGUCACUUAUGUGAAUAUGCUUCAAGUGAAAAGAAUGCUGUUGAAAAACAUAUAAAAUCGGUUCAUUUAAAAAUUAAGGAACACAAAUGCCACUUAUGUGAAUUUGCUGGGAGUGCUAAGAGUGACCUUGAAAGACAUAUAAAAUCAGUUCAUUUGAAAACUAAGGAAUACAAGUGUCACUUAUGUGAAUAUGCUUCAAGUGGAAAAAAUGUUCUUGAAAAACAUAUAAAAUCAGUUCAUUUGAAAAUUAAGGAACACAAAUGCAACUUAUGUGAAUAUGCUGCAAGUAGAAAACAGACUCUUCGAAAGCAUUUUGACACUGUUCAUUUGAAAAUUAAGGAACACAAAUGAUAAAAGUAUUAUCCAGCGACUUGUAGAAUCUGUUCAUAUGAAUAUUAAGAAAUACAAAUGUCACUUAUGUGAAUAUGGUGCGAGUGUUAAGAAUAGACUUGAUUAUCACGUGAAAUAUGUUCAUUUGAAAAUUAGGGAAUAGGGAACACAAGUGUCAUCUGUGUGAGUAUGCUGCAAGUACAAAAAAUGUCCUCAAAAAACAUUUUUACUCUAUUCAUUUGAACAUCAACGAGAUAUUAAUGUCACUCAUGUGAAUAUGAAUAAUUCAUUGGAAAACUGGUAACAGGUGGGGACAUGUUACAAGCAUAAACGAUACUUUGUGGAAUACGUGGAAAAUCUGUCCAUUCAAAUAGCAAGUAACAAUUUUCAGUAAUGAACUAUACUGUAAAUAUAUGAGGUUAUUUUUAA
Molecule: messenger RNA, 2315 nt
Organism: Coccinella septempunctata (seven-spotted ladybird)
Lineage: Eukaryota; Metazoa; Arthropoda; Insecta; Coleoptera; Coccinellidae
Product: zinc finger Y-chromosomal protein-like
Exons: 3
Coding region: 198-1907 (569 amino acids)
Biological process (GO): regulation of gene expression
Cellular component (GO): nucleus
Source: RefSeq, a predicted model, not a curated record